UGCUGGAGAUUAUGAGGACUACCGACAUGAUGUCUCCUCCCCACUUACACACUCGCACUCACCCAAGUCCAUAGUCAAAUAUUCCUUGAAGCUCCCCCUCCUCUCUACCCCCCGGUAUUGCAUAACGAGACUACUUGGCUUCGGUUAGACAACUUUUGCAUGCAGCUCCACGGGCUCAGAAGAACAAAGUCUGGUCUGCACAGAAAAGCAGAAUAAAGAGAGAGAGAGGGAGGGAGAGAGGGAGAGAGAGAGAGAGAGAGAGAGAGAAAGAAAGCGUGCGGUGAAGCCAUGGUCCCCCCAGGCACACGGAGCCCCUGUGGUCUCCUGCUGUAUCUCCGUGGGUCUCUCCUCCUCUACCUGCUGCUGCUCCUGUUCCUGGCCUCUCUACUACCCCCUGGAGCCCAGGCCGGUAAAGUGCUGGUCUUCCCCGUGGACGGCAGCCAUUGGGUCAACAUGAAGAUCCUCAUCCAAGGCCUACAUGACAGAGGACACCAGGUGACGGUGGUGCGCACGGCCAGCACUUGGUACGUGAAGGAGGAGUCGCCGCUGUACGACUCCAUCACGGUCGUGCUGCCCGAGCCCAUCGACAUCGAGACGCCUGACUUCUUCGUGAACUUCCUCAGCAAGAUGAUGGCGAUCCAGAGGGCCGGCGCCUCGCCCCUGGCCUUCGCCGCCUUCUGGGGAGAGAUCCUGACUGGCCUGGCGGGCAUGCACCACAAAGCUAGCCAGUUGGCGGUGGAGAUGUUCGAGAACCGGGAGCUGAUGCAGAGGCUUCGCGAGGCGCAGUACGACCUGGCUCUGAUCGACCCGGGCCUGCCCGCCGGGGUCCUGGUGGCUCACGCACUCGGCCUGCCCACCGUCUUCAACGUGCGCUGGAUCACCAGCGGAGAGGCCCACUUCGUGCUGGCGCCCUGCCCCAUCUCCUAUGUGCCCCAGGCCAGCUCCAUGCUGUCGGACACCAUGAGCUUCGCAGAGCGGGUGAAGAAUGCCAUGACCUACGCCAUCAACGCCUACAUCGACAGGUACGUGGUGAGCCCGCCGUAUGAGCUUGUCGCCGCCAAGUACUUUGGGCCAGAGGUGAACUUCUACCAUCUCCUGCAGGCCACGGACCUGUGGCUGCUGCGUGCAGACUUCGUCUUCGACUUCCCGCGCCCCACCAUGCCCAACAUCGUGUACGUGGGGGGGUUCCAGUGCGGGCCGGCCCAGCCCUUGCCCCCCGACCUGGAGGCCUUUGUGGAGGGGUCUGGGGAGCACGGGGUCAUCCUCAUGUCCCUCGGCACGCUCGUCAAGGGCCUGCCCAUCGACAUCACUUCGGAGAUCGCGGCCGGUUUCGCCCGGCUGCCGCAGCGGGUGAUCUGGCGGUACUCGGACUUGAGCGAGCCGCCCCGUAACCUGGGCAACAACACGCUGCUGGUCAAGUGGAUGCCCCAGAACGACCUGCUGGGCCACCCCAAGACGCGGGCCUUCGUGGCGCACGGCGGCACCAACGGCAUCUACGAGGCCAUCUACCACGGCGUGCCCAUCGUCGGGGUGCCACUGCUCUUCGACCAGCCCGAGAACAUGCUACGCAUGCAGGUCUGUAACUUAACCCAUUUCAGCCUAAGCCCUUUCUGGGAAAAAGUGUCCUCUCCGUAUUAA
Engraulis encrasicolus (European anchovy) is the source of this 1638-nucleotide messenger RNA. RefSeq names its product UDP-glucuronosyltransferase 2A2-like. Lineage: Eukaryota; Metazoa; Chordata; Actinopteri; Clupeiformes; Engraulidae. Gene Ontology annotation, molecular function: UDP-glycosyltransferase activity. The transcript has 6 exons. The coding region runs from base 289 to 1638 and encodes 449 amino acids. The record is from RefSeq and is a predicted model, not a curated record.